Rhinolophus ferrumequinum (greater horseshoe bat) is the source of this 707-nucleotide messenger RNA. RefSeq names its product 60S ribosomal protein L39-like. Bases 380 to 535 code for a protein of 51 amino acids. NCBI's taxonomy places the organism in Eukaryota, Metazoa, Chordata, Mammalia, Chiroptera, Rhinolophidae. Gene Ontology annotation, molecular function: structural constituent of ribosome. Gene Ontology annotation, cellular component: ribosome; cytosolic large ribosomal subunit. The transcript has a single exon. Gene Ontology annotation, biological process: translation. The record is from RefSeq and is a predicted model, not a curated record.
UCCCCCUCCCCCACAUUCCGGUUCAAGCCCUUGUUUCUCAGUGUAGUUGUGUAGGACACAGAUCCCUGGCCCAUGCUGGUGUUAUGAGCCUUGUGCUCCCCUACUCUAGGCAGUCAGUCGCCCGGUUGUUGGUCCGCAGCCCACAGCAGCUCACACCAACCUCCAGCUGAUCACGGCAGCCCAGCUCCAGGGAGAGCUGUUGUUCACAAUCUUAGCUGUAGAGGGCGCAGCUCACUGGCCCAUGUGGGAAUCGAACCAGCCACCUGGGCGUUGAGGAGCACACGCUCCAACAACCUGAGCCCCUGGGCCGGCCCAAAACACAUUUUCUUGGCUCUCUUUUUCGCCGCUAUCGUAGGGCGUGGGCUGACUCUUCCUCACCAUGUCUUCUCACAAGACUUUCAGGAUCAAGAGGUUCCUGGCAAAGAAACAAAAGCAGAAUCGGCCCAUUCCCCAAUGGAUUCAGGUGAAAACUGGUAGUAAAAUCAGACACAUCUCCAAGAGGAGACAUUGGAGAAGGACCAAGCUGGGUCUAUGAGGAAUCGCACAUGAGAUGGCACCACAUACUUAUGUUAUGUCAGGGUUGCUUGGAUCUUAACCAUGGCACUGAAAAGAUCACUACUAUCUGAACAGUUGGGUGUGCUUUAUUGGGAAAUUAUGGGGGGAAUGAGUUUUCUCUUAAUAUGUUUCUGCACUAGUAGGUUGGUUCA